Spirometra erinaceieuropaei is the source of this 4530-nucleotide messenger RNA. The record is from the annotation of a GenBank genome assembly. Lineage: Eukaryota; Metazoa; Platyhelminthes; Cestoda; Diphyllobothriidea; Diphyllobothriidae.
AUGCGCAUCCGUGAAAACCUGCAGCAGUACAUCGCCGCCUAUACAAUACCAUCACAUCUCUCCUCACCAGUACCUACAGCACGCAAGACCAGACCCAACAUCACAAAACGCAAGCACGUAAUUGGCACCUCUCAUGUUGGUGGAGUGUGUCCCUCGACUCCUCCUUCAUGUGACCCCUCUGCUGCAUGUGUGGUUCGAGCCUGAGCCUAUCAUGGUGCGCUAACCGUCGCGGGUUGGAAGGAUUUCGGCUGAAGGGAUAAUUCAGACCUCGCAGUCAGCCCGCUAUGAGAGUCAGGCUGCAAUGGCUCCUUCCUACCGUGACCCCUGACCCUCUCGCACGCGAGGUCAGUGUUGCCAGCCCCGUGCUUAUGUUUUGGGGGUCAGGUCGUGUGUGUGUGUGUGUGUGACACACAAAGAUGAGGUCACUAGUUAUGUAAGCCACUUGGCCCAUUCCCCACAUCGGACAACUGACCGGCUCGGACAGUGGCUGGGACCUGAAAAUGAAAAUAAAGAGCUAGGCCGGCGACUCAGCAGCGCGCCUGAAGUUAUCACGGAGCUCGAAAAGCUGUGGCUUGAAUGACUGCAAACCGGUAGGAUAACUAGGACCUCGCAGCCAGCGCAAUGUUGUGUGUUUGUGUAGAGCGACCGACUGGUGUUCUGAGAGUCAGGCUGCAAUUCCUCCUUCUUAAUGGCACUCACAGUUCGUGGGAUCCGGGUCGCUUCCUUCUCUUUUUGUUAAAAGCCUAGUCAGUGUGUUUUGUGGGUCAAAAGGCCUGAAAGCGUGUGCUAGGCCAGUAUCAGCAAACCGUCGCCCUCGCAGCCUGGUAUGCGCUGGCAGUUCUAUGGUGAGGUACCGGACUAACUUACCUUUGACAAUUUAGUCCCAUUUUCUUUGACUGGACUGCUUCUUUGAAUGUGACGAAAAAACAACCUACCUGUACAACCCGCCUGGCUAGCGUGCUCCGCUGUCAUGUUCUAUUGCCAGUUUCUUAACGUUCAUAAUCUCUAUAUUAUUCACUGCUCAGUUUUACGUGCUGCUUUUAAGGCAAGGGGCUCAUGAGAUAUAACUCGUUAGUUCGUGAGAACAUUACCAUCUACGACAGUUCCCUGACACCUGGUUCCCCGCCGGUAGAUGCGCUUGCGCUCCCGCCGGACAAACAGGUAGUGGGCAUGGCUGCCCAGUCAUCAUCCUCGUCCUUCUGACCCCUAUUAGAGUAUUGUUGUUUUUGUUGGUGAAAGAAAUCCUGGUCAAGUGUACCUCGUGGACCACGGGGUGUGAAUUGGAACGCCAAGGUGCGGGUUCAACCGCGCCAUCCGCCUGUGCCCUCCUCUGCCUCCUGUCUGCUUGACUCUGUCUUGACACCGGGUCCAGGUAGGGGCGGAGGAGAGAUUGCGGUAGAUGUUGCGCAAAUCUACUAUCACCAUAAACCAAUUCACGCGCAAGUCACCGUCUCUGCUUCAUCUUGGUGUGUCGGCAACGAAGGUGUAACUGUCGUGUUGUGAACUAGAAGGUAUAUUGGUACGCCAGGUGGGGCCUUUCGCCCUCCUCCGUUUCCGGUUUUCCUGAAUCUGUCUUGACACCGGGUCUAGCUGGAGGAGGUGGACAGAGUGUGGUAGAUGCUGCGCAAACCAUCUAUCACUAUAAACUAAUUCCCGCGCAAGUCACCGCCCCUGUUCUCACCCUACUGUCGAGCACACGAUGGACAUAGUCGAAAACGACGGUCGAACUUUCGCGUGCGACACGCCUUCGACGGAUGCGGAAGCCACGCCAGCCAGUGUGUCCAAUCUCACAUCCAGUUGACGGACAGACUCGGAUGGCCCAGUAGUGAAAGUGAGAGGGAAAGGAACACAUAAAAAAUCAGCAAAUAUCUUACUAAUGCUAAAUCGGACGCGCUCUAAAAUACCCCUCCUAGUGUAACCAGGCCCAGACAGACGUCAUGAAUGACGCAAACCAGCAACAUGAUUGAUGUUCGGCAAGGGGAUGGGGGACGAUGCAAGCAAUGGACACCAGACAAAUCUGAGUGGCUGGCUCCUGCGCCUAACCCAUCGGUCGGCUUGUUCCUCCCUGAGAACGGACUCGAGAAGGAAGAUGGAGGUGCGGCACACUAAACUUCUGUACACGCGGCCUGGCAGCUACCAUUUCCCUUGUCGUGUAAAUAUGCUCCGGCGGGAAGAGUUCAACAUCGCGAUGACUCUUGAAGGUGUCUUGCAUCUCUUAUUUCUCAAACAAAAGCGGAUGUGCCUGGAAGAGUCACUCAAGCUUUGCUUCGAGGCUAAAAGUUUUUUGGUUAAACAAUAGUUGCUAUAAUGGAUUAACAGUAAAGAUGAAAGCAUUCGAAUUGGUUAUUCACAGAAAACGUGUCUACCAUUUCGAUACUUUAGUGUUAAAUGAUGAAGAUAUUUACACUGGUAUGAGCACUGAAAGAUAACGCAUGACCGUCUGUGAAUGAUGCAAAGAUGUCGUACUUUGUGCACUGCCACAUGCAGCACUACCCCGCCAGUAGUGGAAUAACAACUAACUACAGAAGCCUGGUUAGUGCCAAAGGAAGUAAGGGUUACAACAUAGCAACUAACAGAAACAGUCCAACUAAAUGCGUAGCCUCGAUCGCAAUCCAAUUCAGUGUUAACGCCGGCAGCCCGGCCAGAAUUUGCGUUAAGACUGUUAGGCGUAAGCAAAAUAGUAGUUCGGGCAUUUAAUGUGACAAAAACCGUCAGUAAGAGCAAUGUUGGCACAUCAGCUCAUACUAAUUUAGCAUUAUUAAUGUUAAUACUGUUAUGGGUUCUAAUUUUCCAACAGCCUCAUUUUUCCAAAGAUUUAGCCCCCAUUAACUGAGUCGUAAUCAUGCCCACUAGGUAAGCUUAAUCUGGUAGUACGCCUUGUGUCGACUUUUAUGUCCUUGUCUGUUGAUUCGCUCAUCUCAUAUUCUUCUUUUUACCGGCAGAGACUAAAUUAUUUGAAGUCGGAGGGUCUUCUGGAAGCAGAACCCUAUCACCUGGAGCCGGACCUGCAGGUAAGUCGGCCCCUUGUCCAAGGUCAAAGUUCAAGACAUAUAGUUUCCGGCAAAACUUGGGGAUGCUGGUUGCUCCAGUGACCGACAGCCAGUUCACAUGAGAUCACCAAGAUGGUUCAGGCUGCAAUGGCUUCUGCUUACUGCUGCCUUCAUGGCAUUCUCGCUGUUGUGAGAUAUGAACUACCCACAGCCAAGUCUGAUACGUGUAGUGGUGGCAGGCUUCGUCCGAGUCCAUCUCCGGUUGUCUUUACAUGGUUUUGCCAUCGGAGUAAGGUGGGUGAUGGGCGAGAGAAUGUGGGAGAUGCAGCGCAAGUCGAUCUCAUCAUAGACUAACUCGAGCUCAAGUCACCGUUGUUGUACAUAAUUCAAAAAGCACACAACGAACGUCGUUGCUCGCUACAGCGGCAGUCAUGAGCGGCUUUCGUCCCACCAUGGAGCUCAGAGCCUGUCUUCAAGGUGUGGGCAGUGACUCAAAACAGGCGGUUUCUCCUGUUGGUGGGUAUGAUAUAACAGGGUAGAUGAAUACAAGGUAUUUUUUAUACGAAUGACCUUGCUUUUUCUGUCUUUUCUUAAAAUUCUGGCUAGAUGAAGAUUCGCAAAUGAGCUAGCGCCAAUCAACAGUCAGGUGACGUUUUCUAAAACCUUAUCCGAACAAUUUCAAACUGUUGAUACUAGUGCGAAAAUGUUACGCCUCCAACCCCAACUAAUUAUUCACCCAGCCCCCGGAUUUUGUCGGCGCAGUGGUUUAGAAUGCACACACAUCCCAGCAUUUUGUCGUCACAAGUCUAAACAACCUAAUGUACUGUUGUACAUUGAGGGCAUUUGAGUGUCAACUGACCGCCACGCACCUAGGUGCUGCUAGCACAGGAUGGCGCCUUUAAAUCACGUGCUCCAAUCGAGACAAGCGUGCACGCAUGUUUUUGGGUCACCGGAUUGAGCGUUAGCUUAUAGUUUCGGCUGAUCUCUACGCUUAGAAGAGCCAGUACUCCCAAGACAUCGGAGUUGCUCCCUUGCGUUUCAUAUGGGUCGGCGAGAAUCCCAAAUCAAUGCCCACCAAUAAAAUCUCAGGCUGCCUCGGCUUGAUUGGCUGGCAAAGUCAAGGAGCCCAGAAACGACCUUACUUGCCCUGUUUGUCUUUGUGAGCAGUACCUCACAAUUUCCGAGUUCUCUAAAUGACUUCUGUUUAUCUCCAAAGGGAGUGGAUACAACGGGUCAGAAACCUAAAGUAGGCAGGCUGGACAUGCACGAGUUUGAAGUGUGUGUUCAGUUCUGGAAGUCGCUACUCAGGCGGCAACAGUGUUUUGGCGCCAAUCGCGGCAACAAGCGAUUGGCUCCGACUUCCGUAGCCAAUCAGAGCGUCCAGCCGGCCACCAGGAUGGAAGAGCCGACGGCCCUCAAAGUCAUCGCGCUGGACGACCAAGAGAAGGUUAUGCGUUGCCAACUGGAGGAGAUCCGCGAGGGAAUCGAGGAACUGUUGAGGCAGCGGAGGCGAUCGCGAAGGAGGCAGAUCAAGCAGUGA